AUUUCACUAUAUUAACUUGUACCGCGAAUACUCACGUGUACGUAGUUUACCGCGUUUUCUUCUAAUGUUCGGCUCGUUUCUAAAAUAUUUAUGAAAUGGCGAAACUCAGUUCAUAUUACACAUUGUGUCCAUUGAUCGACCAACAAAAUCUUUUAGGAGUCCAAAAAGAUUCAGAUUCAGGUUGUGCUAUCGUUACUCUUGGUAGAAAUAUUGUGAUAAGAUACAAGUUGCAAGACUUGAAACAAAUAAGUAGUUGGUCAAGCAAAGAAAGACUUACAACUUCAGUAAUUUAUGAUAAAACAGCUCAUCGAUAUGCAGCUGUAUUUAAUGAAAGGAAAGUUAAAGUAUGGUCUGUUGAGGAGUCUGACUUAAAUAAUGUUAAGGGAUAUAAAUUUCAAUUUCCCUUCCAUACAAUUUUAGUUCACGAUGAUUUACCACCGGUACUGGUACAACAAAAUGGAGCUACAGCAUCUUUAGAAUGGGCAUUACAGAAUAGAAAAUCUUGGUGCAACAAAGGAAUUUUAAAUUUUGAAGAAAAAUUAUUAGACUGUCAAUUAAUAUACUUGAAUGGUAAAGCAAGUUUAUGCGGAUUAACAAGAAUAGAUCAAACAUAUAAUUAUAUUAUUGUUGAACUUGAUAAUGAUAACUGUGUACAGUUAGAUCAUAUUAAAAGAACAGAAUUAAAACGUACUUCGGAAGAACUUGUUGCUCAUGUAGUCAUGCAGAACAAAUGUAAUGCAUAUCUUUUAACUUUGUGGUCUCAUGGUAGAUUGUACAGUCAUUCAUUAAUGGAUGCCUCUGAUUCAGAGCCAAGUAAAUUACUCAGUGUUAUUACAAAUAUUGAUACAAAAUAUCCUGUUAUAAUGACAGCCUUGAAUGAAACAAUGAUAGCUGCUUAUGGAGCAGAUGUAUCAGAAGAAGGUGCUAUUCUAAUGAUAUAUAAUGUACAAUUUAAAUUAGUGCAAGCAACCCAAAAAUUAAAACUUUAUACGAAAGAAGCUAAAUUGUGGAGAGUAGAGGACAAACUACUACUUGCAGCAAAUAGACAUUUAGCUGUUGCUCCGUAUCGUCUUGCACCACAGAGGAUAGCAGCUAUGCUGGGUUCGUCUGUACGCUUUAAAAACAAUAAUGAAAAUGAAGAAGAUGAAGUAGUUAUUGUGCAAGAUUCAAUAAUAGCUCAAUGGGAAAAUACACAACCAAAACUAUCAAAAUUUUUGGAAAAUGACAUACCACAAAAUAUAUCAAAACAAAUAUUAUCUUACAUAAGCGAAGGAUUGAGUGAUGCAAGAAUACAAGAAGUGUUAAUACCACAGUUAAUUGAAUCUAAAGACAUUAUUGCAAUAAAUUGGUGUUUAAAUACUUUCAAGGAUUUAUCUGAAAAAUUAUUAACAGAUUUAUUAGCAUUUUCAUUAAGAACUUCAGAUGACAUAUUUAUUCCUUUGCAAAAUGGUAUGAGUAAUGGUAUGUCUGAUCAGAAAACUCUUUGUACAAGAAGUAAUUUUCUGGACAAAAUCUUUAGUAUUAGUUAUUCUGAUGUUUUUUUAUUAUCAUACCUAAAGACAGGCUUAAAUUUUAAUGAAGUACUUAGAUUGUUAAAUUAUUUAAUUGAAAAAUUAGAUAUUCAAGAAACUGUAAAUAAUGCGCUUGAUACAUUUGAGCCAAAUAACAAACAGUUAUAUGAUUGGUCUAAUCUUCUUCUUGACUCUCACUAUCAGCAUUAUAUUUUAUCACAAGACUCUCAAGUUUUAACUCUUCUUAAUAAAUUGAGUUUAAUAUUGGAGGAACAUUUUCAAUUAUUGAAGGAUUUGGAAAAUUUGAGGCCUAUGUUACAAAGAAUAAUAAAUGGAAAAUCGCUGAAGCCUUCUGUGAAAAAUUAUAAUAAAUUUUAUUCUAUAGAAGAAAUAAAAUUUUAUUAAAAAGUAAAUAAGGACUAAAUUACAUAAUAAUUUAUAUUAUCAAAGUUAUAUUGGUUCUGUAAAUAAACAGUAAUGUAAUUUUUACUUACAUUGAUAAAAUAAAUUAUUAUUUUCCUUA
Vespa mandarinia (Asian giant hornet) is the source of this 2034-nucleotide messenger RNA. RefSeq names its product nucleolar protein 11. Gene Ontology annotation, cellular component: nucleus; nucleolus. Gene Ontology annotation, biological process: maturation of SSU-rRNA. Gene Ontology annotation, molecular function: RNA binding. The record is from RefSeq and is a predicted model, not a curated record. NCBI's taxonomy places the organism in Eukaryota, Metazoa, Arthropoda, Insecta, Hymenoptera, Vespidae.